GAAGUCCUUGGAGGAUGUGGCGUGCAAGGACAUCAAUCCUAUAUCAAUGAAUCAUUAGAAAGAAUAGCCAAUAUGUUCAAGCACAAGGUGUUUGAUGUGACGAUUCAACUUACCUGUUGUCACGUGAGCGGUGGGGAAGGCGGCGAGGCAUAUGUACGGCAGAAUACUGACACAAAACCGCCUUGCAAACGACCUGGCUCCCUUCUUCUUCUCCUCUCUUCCCAGCCUAGUCUCUUGUACUUUAGAUCGCUCCUAGCGAUAAGAAACUGUUCUAUUGCCUGGAAUUGGAUCCGUCACAUUUUUCUGAGAUUCAUUAAUGAAGAAUUGUGGUCACUGCAUAGAAUGUGA
Molecule: messenger RNA, 348 nt
Organism: Rasamsonia emersonii CBS 393.64
Lineage: Eukaryota; Fungi; Ascomycota; Eurotiomycetes; Eurotiales; Trichocomaceae
Exons: 1
Source: RefSeq, a predicted model, not a curated record